This is a messenger RNA of Homo sapiens (human), 4929 nucleotides long. RefSeq names its product scavenger receptor family member expressed on T cells 1 (gene SCART1). The transcript has 12 exons. Bases 54 to 3137 code for a protein of 1027 amino acids. Gene Ontology annotation, biological process: vesicle-mediated transport. The record is from RefSeq and is marked validated. Gene Ontology annotation, cellular component: membrane; cytoplasm. NCBI's taxonomy places the organism in Eukaryota, Metazoa, Chordata, Mammalia, Primates, Hominidae.
AUUGCCCCAGCUAAGCAGCGAGAGCUUGCUGAAGCCCAGAGGGCUGUGGGACCAUGAGGGCAGCUCUCUGGACCCUGGGACUCGGGCCCCUUCUUCUGAAUCUCUGGGCAGUCCCCAUUGGUGGACCAGGUGCUCUGAGGCUGGCGUACAGACACAGCACGUGCGACGGAGUGGUGUUGGUCCGACACCACGGGGCAUGGGGAUACGUGUGCAACCAGGAGUGGACGCUGGCAGAGGCCUCUGUCGUGUGCAGGCAGCUGGGCUGCGGCCCUGCCGUGGGCGCCCCCAAGUAUGUCCCGCUGCCUGGAGAGAUGGCCCAGCCCUGGCUUCACAACGUGUCCUGCCGGGGCAACGAGUCCUCCCUCUGGGAGUGCAGCCUUGGCUCAUGGUGCCAGAGCCCGUGCCCCCACGCAUGGGUGGUGGUCGCGCUGUGCUCCAACGGCACUUUCCGGGAGCUCCGGCUGGUGAAGGGCCGCAGUCCCUGCGCGGGACUCCCCGAGAUCAGAAACGUGAAUGGGGUGGACCGCCUCUGUGUCCUGCAUGUGGAGGAGGCCAUGGUGUUCUGCCGGGAGCUGGGGUGCGGCCCUGUGCUCCAGGCCCCCCGCCGGGACGUGGGCGUCGUCAGGAAGUACCUGGCCUGCAGGGGUACCGAGCCCACCAUCCGCAGCUGCAGACUGGACAACAACUUCCGCAGCGGCUGCGACCUGCGGCUGGACGCAGAGGUGGUCUGCUCAGGACACACCGAGGCCCGACUGGUGGGCGGCGAGCACCCCUGCGCCGGGCGCCUGGAGGUGACCUGGGGCACCGUCUGUGAUGCGGCCCUGGACCUGGCCACGGCCCACGUGGUGUGCCGGGAGCUGCAGUGUGGGGCGGUCGUGUCCACGCCCGAGGGCGCCCGCUUCGGCCGGGGCUCGGGGCCGGUGUGGACGGAGGCCUUCCGCUGUGCGGGCAACGAGUCGCUGCUGUUCCACUGCCCACGGGGGCGUGGGAGCCAGUGUGGGCAUGGUCACGACGCGGGGCUCAGGUGCUCAGAGUUCAGGAUGGUCAACGGCAGCAGCAGCUGUGAGGGCCGCGUGGAGUUCCAGGUGCAGGGGUCCUGGGCACCCCUCUGUGCCACCCACUGGGACAUAGCAGAUGCCACCGUCCUCUGCCACCAGCUCAACUGUGGCAACGCGGUGGCCGCACCUGGAGGAGGCCAUUUUGGGGACGGGGACGCUGCCAUCUGGCCUGAUGCCUUUCACUGUGAGGGGACAGAGUCCUACUUGUGGAAUUGCCCAGUAAGCACCCUGGGGGCCCCGGCCUGUGCCCCGGGAAACACAGCCUCCGCGGUCUGCUCAGGUCUGGCCCACGCCCUGCGACUGAGGGAAGGACAGAGCCGCUGUGACGGCCGCGUGGAGGUCUCCCUGGAUGGCGUGUGGGGCCGCGUCCUGGACGAUGCCUGGGACCUGCGCGGCGCGGGCGUGGUGUGCCGGCAACUCGGGUGCAGAGGGGCCCAGCAAGCCUAUGACGCACCUGCCCCCAGCCGCGGAUCCGUCCAGGUGGCGCUGAGCCGCGUGCGCUGUCUGGGCACCGAAACCCGCCUGACUCAGUGCAACGUGUCCGCGACCCUGCAGGAGCCCGCGGGGACCUCGCGGGACGCCGGCGUGGUGUGCUCCGGUGAGGUCGGAACCGCGUCCCCCAUGGCCCGUCGCCACGGGAUCCCGGGCGCCCUGACUCUGUCUCUCCACAGGGAGCCUCAGGGUGCGGCUGGCCGCGGGGCCGGGGCGCUGCACGGGGGCGCGUGGGGCACCGUGUGUGACGAUGCCUGGGACCUGCGGGACGCGCACGUGGUCUGCAGGCAGCUGGGCUGUGGCCGCGCCCUGAGCGCCCUGGGGGCCGCACACUUCGGAGCCGGGGCAGGGCGCAUCUGGCUGGACGAGCUGGGCUGCCAGGGCCACGAGUCUGCGCUGUGGCAGUGCCCGUCGGCGGGCUGGGGGCGGCACGACUGGAGGCACAAGGAGGACGCCGGCGUCUUCUGCUCAGAGUCGGUGGCUCUGAGGCUGCGAGGUGGGACCUGCUGCUGUGCUGGGUGGCUGGACGUGUUCUACAAUGGGACCUGGGGCGCCAUGUGCAGCAAUGCCCUGAAGGACCUCUCCUUGUCCAUCAUCUGCAAGCAGCUGGGGUGUGGGGUGUGGGGAGUGGGGCUGGCUGGAGAACAGGCCCUUCCCCUCUGCGGGCACCGGGACCGCCUGGGUGGACAACAUCGAGUGCCGCAGGCUGCCCAACUCCACUCUGUGGCAAUGCCCUUCCCACCCAUGGCACCCGCACUCUUGCGACCUUCGAGAGCAGGAUUGUCAGAGGACAGGCCACAGGCUGCUGGGGAGCCCCUCAACUGCUCCUCCUGGCUCGGCUGCCCAGAGGAGGGCGCACUGCGCGUGCGCGGGGGCGAGGACCGCUGCUCCGGGCGCGUGGAGCUCUGGCACGCGGGCUCCUGGGGCACCGUGUGCGACGAUGGCUGGGACCUGGCGGACGCGGAGGUCGUGUGCCGCCAGCUGGGCUGUGGUCGGGCCGUCGCCGCCCUGGGGGCCGCCGCCUUUGGCCCUGGCUCCGGGCCCGUGUGGCUGGACGAGGUGGGGUGCCGGGGCAGCGAGGCGUCCCUGUGGGGCUGCCCUGCGGAGCGGUGGGGACGCGGAGACCGCGCGCACGAGGAGGACGCGGGCGUGCGCUGCUGGGAGCCUGGCCCAGGCCCCCCACUGCCUGCAGCUCCCUUCCGGACAUUCUGGGUGGUCAGUGUCGUCCUGGGAUCCCUUCUUGGUCUUCUCCUUCUGGGCCUCAUGGCUUUUCUGAUUCUGCCUCGAGUCACACAAGCCAUGCAGAGGGGUCUGGGAAGAUCCGAGGUAUCUCCUGGAGAAGCCAUCUAUGAUGUCAUUGGGGAAAUGCCGCCAGCAGGACUGUACGAGGAAAUCAUGGAGGCCGAGGCUGUGCUCCAAGAUGAGGAGGACGGAAGUGUGGUGAAGGUGGACACAGAAGCCGCAGUUUCAGGGGAGGUGUCUAACCUCCUGGAGGGACAGUCUAUACGUGCGGAGGGAGGACACAGCAGACCUGUUUCUCAGGGAUAUGACGAGGCUGCGUUUCCUCUGGAGGAGAUGACGUUGUAAAGCAACCUGAGGAUGAGAUACACCAGCUGGCUGUCGAAAUCACAGCUCUUCAUUUUCUUGUACAAUUGUAGUGGAUUUCGUGAGAACACCUUGGAUGCCUUUCUCUUGCAAUGUCCUCCAUGUCCAUGUAAAAUCCAGUCCUUCCAGGCCCUGCCUGGCUCUAAACCUCAUCCCCUUCGAGGGCCAUCUGCUGUGGACAGUUGUGCUGUGUAACCUUCAGAUUUCCCACACAUUACAGCAAAUGCAAAUACACAUAGAAAUCAGUGGUUCCAUUUGUGGUUUAGAGACACAUGGUGCCAUCUUCAUCUUCCGCUCCACAGCUCGCUUCUGGCACCCAGCAGUGGGUUGCAGAGCUCCCCAUGCCAGAACCUUCCUCUUUUUUCUUAAAAACUCUUCUUAAUUGAAUCCAAAGUAUCUUUUAAAUGUUCUACUUGUGUAAUCAUGUCAUCUGUGAAUAUUCAGAUUUAUCUUCUCCUUCCAAUCCGUGUACAUUUAAUCUCUUUUUCUGUGCCUUAUUUCGGGGGCUGGGACCCUUCAGUCCAGUGUUGAAGAGAGGCAGCCAGUGGAGGUCUUGUCUCAUUCAAGGACUCAGAGCAAAUGUGUUCCACAUUUAAUUUCACUAUGAAAUAUAAUAUUUGAUGUUCAGUUUUGUAGAUGCUAUUUAUCAGAUCAAGGAAAGCCCAGUCUAUACCUAAUUUGUUAAGGGUUUUGCUUUUUAUCAUAAGUGUUGACUUUUAUCAAAUUCUUUUUUGUAUCUAUUAAGAUGAUAGAUGAUUGAUUUUCAUAUGUUAAAUUAACCAUGGGUUAAACAAACUUACCUUUAUCAUGAUAUAUUAUUCUUUUUGUAUUUCACAGGAAUUAGUUUGGUAAUAUGUUGGGUCAAUGUUUAAAAAAGAAAAUGAUGUGUAAUUUUUUUCUUUUAUUGUAGUAUUUCUGUUUAAUUUUUGGUAUGAGGAUUAUUCAGGUCUCAUAAGAGUUAGGAGUAUAUUCUCUUUUAAAAAAUAUUUGCUAAUUUACACUCCCACCAACAGUGUAAAAGUGUUCUUAUUUCUCCACAUCCUCUCCAGCAUCUGUUGUUUCCUGACUUUUUAAUAAUCGCCAUUCUAACUGGCAUGAGAUGAUAUCUCAUUGUGGUUUUGAUUUGCAUUUCUCUAAUGACCAGUGAUGAUGAACUUUUUUUCAUAUGUUUGUUGGCUGCAUAAAUGUCUUCUUUUGAGAAGUGUCUGUUCAUAUCCUUCACCCACUUUUUGAUGGGGUUGUUUGCUUUUACCUUGUAAAUUUGUUUAAGUUCCUUGUAGAUUCUGGACAUUAGCCCUUUGUCAGAUGGAUAGAUUGCAAAAAUUUUCUCCCAUCCCGUAGGUUGCCUGUUCACUCUGAUGACCUAUCAAUGAUAGACUGGAUAAAGAAAAUGUGGCACAUAUACACCAUGGAAUAUUAUGCAGCCAGAAAAAAGGAUGAAUUCAUGUCCUUUGCAGGGACGUGGAUGAAGCUGGAAAACAUCAUUCUCAGCAAACUAACACUGGAACAGAAAACCAAACACUGCAUGUUCUCACUCAUAAGUGGGAGUUGAACAAUGAGAACACAUGGACACGGGGAGGGGAACAUCACACACUGGGGCCUGUCAGGGGGUGGGGGGCUAGGGAAGGGAUAGCAUGAGGAGAAACACCUAAGGUAGAUGACGGGUUGAUGGGUGCAGCAAACCACCACGACACGUGUAUACCUAUGUAACAAACCUGCACAUUCUGCACAGGUACCCCAGAACUUAAAGAAUAAUUUAAAAAAAUUUGCAAGA